Molecule: messenger RNA, 2631 nt
Organism: Mycena indigotica
Lineage: Eukaryota; Fungi; Basidiomycota; Agaricomycetes; Agaricales; Mycenaceae
Exons: 9
Coding region: 1-2631 (876 amino acids)
Source: RefSeq, a predicted model, not a curated record
AUGUCGCCCUCGGAGUCUACAAAAGAAAAGGCAAAGUAUUUUAUAACCAAGCUCUUCGACCUCGACUCGGAUAAAACAGACAAACCACCGGCAACUCCACCCAAGCCAGCGCAGAACUACUAUGGCAGCUAUUCUACGGCACGACCUGAGAAUGAUCUCGCGUAUGGCUUUGGGCAAAUGAAUUUAAACAGCACUCCCCCGAGACCACCAAAUCAAUUCGUGGGCGGUUUCCACCCGAACCAGUUCAAUCCUAGUCCAUUACCCCGUCCUCCUGCUAUGCCGAUGCCUGUUCCGAAUUUUCCUAAUGGCCAGACAUCAAUGACAAUGCAAUACGCGCUGCAGGAGACUUCCGAGCCUCCGAGCUUUCUGGCUCCUCCAGCAUUCACUGGCCGUCCCCAUUCAUUACCUCCCGCUACUCCACAGCAAUCAACAGCAGAUUCUCCCUUCAUCUCUCCUCAGCCCUCUCCAUCUGCGUCUUCGUCACCAUCUCCAUCUGGGCGAACCAAACCUCGACCCCGGCGGUCAAAUUCUGCACCCACCGUAGAGACUUGCGCGGGAUAUACCAAAGCUGGGAAACGAUGCACACGCGAAGUCAAGUCGCGAGGCCCUGCUUUCUCAUAUCGCAUGAAUGGGGACGAUUUUGAUGUCGAUGGUAACUUGAGCAGCGAGGCACCCGUUGAACGAUUCUGCUACCAGCACAUUAAAGACUUCGUCAGUAGUGUUGGCGCUGCGACAGGGUUUUAUGCGCGCAAGUGGAUGGGCGAAGGAAAAGAGCGAGGCGACGAAGUAUGGGUGUCGUUCGCAGACUUUAUUCCUUCGUACCUUUCUCCAGAGACACAGGUCGCCUUACGAGUGGAAAUGGAAAAAGUCCGGUCACCAAAGGAUGUUGAAGGAUACAUCUACACUUUUGAGAUUCGGGACCCGAAUUCGACGCAGAUUCAACUCAAGACAGGAAGAACAACACAUCUUGUGCGACGACUUGAUCAGUGGUCUAAACAAUGCUCCUCGCGAGAGCAUGUACUCCGGGGUUGGUAUCCUGGUGGUGUUGAUCCUGACACUGGUUUACCCGCGACCAGUCUGAUGAAAGGGCGCGUUGAAGCUGGUCAUAAAGGGCCGGCGUGUCAUAGACUGGAGCGCCUCAUUCAUCUGGAGCUUGCAGAUUUAGUAGCUGAGGGCCAAUAUCUCCAACCGGCCUGGAAGAGUUUCAAACGAGGUCAAACAGUUGCUGCAGCCCCAAUCGUUGUGGACAGCGCGCCCUCAACUCCAAACAAGAAACCCGCCGCGGCAUCCCUCGGAUCAGGCCCACCAUGCCCCGAUUGCGGGAAACAGCACAAGGAGAUUUUUACGUUUACGCGUAUCAAGAAGGGCCCCGCUGAAGGGCAAAGAGUGGGAAGGGAUCGUGCAGCCUGUCGUCCAGCGAUGGGCAAGCUUUGUAGAGGAAUACGUAGGAUGAAUGGAUGCCGGGUUCAAUGUCCAAUUGUCUCUUUUGUUGUGCUUACGUCAGCUGUCAUUUACCGCCCUUCAUUCUUUUCGAGCACAAUGGCCAUGCUCAAAGCCUUAUUACGUCUCAAUCAUUACUCCUCUUACUUCCACCACCCACCCACUCACUCUUUCCAUACCGAUAUCAUGCUUACGAAACUCGCCCUACUCUCUGCCUGCUUCCUGGCCGUCAUUCCUCGACCUGCUCGGGGUGCAACAAUUAAUGUCGUCGUCGGGGGCACUGGCACUCUUGCCUACACUCCAAAUCAAGUCACCGCUCAGCCGGGGGACGUAAUUCAGUUCACCUUCAAGCAAAAAAACCAUACUAUCACGCAAAGUUCGCUAGCGAAUCCUUGCUCCCCACUUGCUGGUGGUUUUGACUCUGGAUUUGUUCCUGUCGCCGCCGAUGAAACCGACUUCCCCCUUGCUCAGCUCCGUGUCAAAGACACGAAUCCCAUCUGGAUCUACUGCAAGCAAGCGAAUCAUUGUCAACAAGGCAUGGUAUUCGCAGUCAACGGCGGAGAUAAAUUUGGUGCCUUCGAGGCUGCAGCGAAAGGCCUUAGUCCUCCUGCAUCGUCUGUUGUAUCCUCAUCGACCCCCACAUCCUCCUCUGCUCCUUCCGCUCCCAGCACUCCAAGUUCUUCUCACCAUGUGGUCACCGUUGGCGCUAGUGGCGGCCUGACUUUCUCGCCAGCCAACAUUACCGCUCAGCCAGGGGAUCUUGUUACUUUUACAUUUGCGACCAAGAACCAUACCGUCACGCAGAGCUCUUUUUCCGACCCGUGUCGGCCGAUCUCACAAACGAGUGCUGGCCAGGCUGGCUUCGACUCGGGCUUCAUGUUUGUUGACCCCAGUGCGGCAACCCUUCCGACAUUCACCAUCCAAAUUAACGACACCUCUCCCAUCUGGAUCUAUUGCCGUCAAGCUGGGCACUGCGGCAAGGGGAUGGUGGCCAGCAUAAACUCGGUUGAGACCGGGCCCAAUACUUUCGAUGCCUUCAAGGCGAAGGCCAUCCAACUUAACGGAACUAGUGCAUCCAACUCCAGCCCUGCAGCUCCCUCCCAAUCCAAUGGCGCAGAAAACUUGCUUUCCACCCGCGGUGCGGGUCUGCUACUUACACUUGGGGCCCUCGCUGUCGGGUUGGCUCUAUGA